Messenger RNA from Perognathus longimembris pacificus (Pacific pocket mouse), 3569 nucleotides. RefSeq names its product guanine nucleotide exchange factor VAV2. Gene Ontology annotation, biological process: cell migration; regulation of GTPase activity; intracellular signal transduction. Lineage: Eukaryota; Metazoa; Chordata; Mammalia; Rodentia; Heteromyidae. The coding region runs from base 613 to 3219 and encodes 868 amino acids. The transcript is spliced from 28 exons. Gene Ontology annotation, molecular function: guanyl-nucleotide exchange factor activity; protein binding. The record is from RefSeq and is a predicted model, not a curated record. Gene Ontology annotation, cellular component: cytoplasm.
CCCCCGCCCCCGCCCGCCCGUGGCCGCGCCCCCCGCGCCCCCAGCGCCCCGGAGCAGCCCAGCCGCCGAGUCCGAGCGCCGGGCGACCCUCGUCGAGCCCGCGGGCGGGGCGAACAAAGCGGCGGCGGCGCGGGCGGCCCAGGCGCGCGGCGCGCGGAGCGAGCGACCCGCCGGGCCUUUGUCUCGGGCGGGGCCGGAGCGGCGGCCGCCGCGGGGCGCCCGGAGCGCAGAAUGCCGCGGCGCCCGGCGGGGCGGAUCGGGGAGCGCUGCGGCGGCGGGCGGCGUGGAGCCCGGCGCGGGGCUCGAGCGGACUCGUGUGCGUGAAGCAGGGACCCCGGCGUCCGUCCCGCGGCCGCACGUGGGCGGGAGCGGCGGCCCGCGGGGAGGAGGAGGAGGAGGAGGAGCAGCCGGAGGAGCCGGAGGAGGACGGACGCGCGGCGGCGGCGGCGGCGGCGGCGCAGCGCGGACCCGGGGCCGCCCGCACGAAGCCCCGCCCCGGCCGCCGAGCCCCGCGCUGGCGGGCGGGCGGGAUGCCCGGCGGCCGCCGCACUUUGGCCCCGGCGCAGCCCUGACCGAGCCGGCCCGGGCCGGGCGCGCGGGCGCGCGGGCGCCAUGGAGCAGUGGCGGCAGUGCGGCCGCUGGCUCAUCGACUGCAAGGUCCUGCCGCCCAACCACCGCGUCGUGUGGCCCUCGGCCGUGGUCUUCGACCUGGCGCAGGCGCUGCGCGACGGCGUGCUGCUGUGCCAGCUGCUGCACAACCUGUCCCCCGGCUCCGUGGACCUCAAGGACAUCAACUUCCGGCCGCAGAUGUCCCAGUUCCUUUGUUUGAAGAACAUCCGCACCUUCCUCAAGGUCUGCCAUGACAAGUUCGGGCUCAGGAACAGCGAGCUCUUCGACCCCUUUGACCUCUUCGAUGUCCGGGACUUUGGGAAGGUCAUCUCUGCCGUGUCCCGACUGUCCCUGCAUAGCAUUGCUCAGAACAAAGGGAUCAGGCCUUUUCCCUCGGAGGAGACCACGGAGAGCGACGACGAUGUCUACCGCAGCCUGGAGGAGCUGGCUGACGAGCAUGACCUGGGGGAGGACAUCUACGACUGCGUCCCCUGCGAGGAUGACGGGGACGACAUCUACGAGGACAUCAUCAAGGUGGAGGUGCAGCAGCCCAUGAAAAUGGGCAUGACCGAGGAUGACAAGCGCAGCUGCUGCUUGCUGGAGAUCCAGGAGACGGAGGCCAAGUACUACCGGACCCUGGAGGACAUCGAGAAGAACUACAUGGGCCCCCUGCGGCUCGUGCUGAGCCCGGCGGACAUGGCGGCCGUCUUCAUCAACCUGGAGGACCUCAUCAAAGUCCACCACAGCUUCCUGAGGGCCAUCGACGUGUCCAUGAUGGCGGGGGGCGGCACCCUGGCCAAGGUCUUCCUGGAGUUCAAGGAGAGGCUGCUGAUCUACGGGGAGUACUGCAGCCGCAUGGAGCACGCCCAGAGCACGCUGAACCAGCUCCUCGCCGGCCGGGAGGACUUCCGGCAGAAAGUGGAGGAGUGCACGCUGAAGGUGCAGGACGGCAAGUUCAAGCUGCAGGACCUGCUGGUGGUGCCCAUGCAGCGCGUGCUGAAGUACCACCUGCUGCUCAAGGAACUCCUGAGUCAUUCUGCUGACCGGCCGGAGAGGCAGCAGCUCAAAGAAGCACUGGAGGCCAUGCAGGACUUGGCCAUGUAUAUCAAUGAAGUGAAACGGGACAAAGAGACCUUGAAGAAAAUCAGCGAGUUCCAGAGUUCCAUCGAAAACCUGCAAGUGAAACUUGAGGAAUUUGGGAGGCCAAAGAUUGACGGGGAGCUGAAAGUCCGGUCCAUAGUCAACCACACCAAACAAGACAGGUACCUGUUCCUGUUUGACAAGGUGGUCAUCGUCUGCAAGAGGAAGGGCUACAGCUAUGAGCUGAAGGAGGUCAUCGAGCUGCUCUUCCACAAGGUGACCGACGACCCCAUGCACAACAAGGACAUCAAGAAGUGGUCCUACGGCUUCUACCUGAUCCACCUGCAAGGCAAGCAGGGCUUCCAGUUCUUCUGCAAGACGGAGGACAUGAAGAGGAGGUGGAUGGAGCAGUUUGAGAUGGCCAUGUCAAACAUCAAGCCCGACAAGGCCAAUGCCAACCACCACAGCUUCCAGAUGUACACCUUUGACAAGACCACCAACUGCAAGGCCUGCAAGAUGUUCCUCAGGGGCACCUUCUACCAGGGCUACCUGUGCACCAGGUGUGGCGUCGGGGCUCACAAGGAGUGCUUGGAGGCGAUGCCCCCCUGCAAGAUCAGUUCCUCUGCAGACCUGGAAGCUUCCGGAGCAGGACCGGGACCCAAGAUGGUGGCGGUGCAGAAUUACCACGGCAACCCCGCCCCGCCCGGGAAGCCGGUGCUGACCUUCCAGACGGGGGACGUCAUCGAGCUGCAGCGGGGCGACCCCGAGUCACAGUGGUGGGAGGGCCGGCUGCUGCAGACCAGGAAGUCCGGGUACUUUCCAAGCUCCUCAGUGAAGCCGUGUCCCGUGGAUGGGCGGCCACCCAUCAGCCGGCCACCAUCCCGGGAGAUCGACUACACUGCGUACCCCUGGUUUGCGGGCAACAUGGAGAGACAGCAGACGGACAAUCUGCUCAAGUCCCACGCCAGCGGGACCUACCUCAUCAGGGAGCGGCCCGCGGAGGCCGAGCGCUUCGCCAUAAGUAUCAAGUUCAAUGACGAGGUGAAGCACAUCAAGGUGGUGGAGAAAGACAACUGGAUCCACAUCACGGAAGCCAAGAAGUUCGAGAGCCUCCUGGAGCUGGUGGAGUACUACCAGUGCCACUCGCUCAAGGAGAGCUUCAAACAGCUGGACACCACGCUCAAGUUCCCCUACAAGUCCCGGGAGCGCGCCACCUCCAGGGCCUCCAGCCGGUCGCCAGCUUCCUGUGCUUCCUACAACUUUUCUUUUCUCAGUCCUCAGGGCCUCAGCUUUGCUCCCCAGGGCCCCUCCGCUCCCUUCUGGUCAGUGUUCACGCCACGGGUCAUCGGCACCGCCGUGGCCAGGUACAACUUCGCGGCCCGGGACAUGAGGGAGCUCUCGCUGCGGGAAGGGGACGUGGUGAAGAUCUACAGCCGCAUCGGCGGGGACCAGGGCUGGUGGAAGGGCGAGACAAACGGACGGAUCGGCUGGUUUCCUUCGACGUACGUGGAGGAGGAGGGCGUCCAGUGACGGCGGGGUCGACGACAGGACGUGCGGAAGUUCCUGGGAGAGUUUCCCCGGCUCUGAAGUCUCCCGCCGGCUCUUCCGCAGCUCCCGAAGGAAACGCUCACCUGCCUUCUGCUGUCGCCAGCCCAGUGGGACGGGGAGGGUGCGUGACCGUCGCCCGGCCGUGGUGGCCUGUCCCUCCACGCGGUGGGGACCCUCCUUGUACAUAGAGGAAAUCUGCACUGGUCCCAGCCCGAGGACAGGGCCCCGCCAGCCCCGCCAGCCGCUGUGGGUGACAGCCACGGUUUGUCCCUCGGGCUGAGAUGGUGCUCAGGAGCCUAGGACUAAACAGCUGGCGUCCCGGGGGGGGGGGG